AUGAGCUUAAUCUUGGUUCAUCAGCAUUAUAUCCGAGAGAGCGCUCUUGAAGGCACUGUGGGAGGAGCAAGUUACCCCGUUACUGCAGUAAUAAAAUCGGGCGAAUCGUCUAUCAAUCAGGAUCCAACAGGGGCUGAUAACAGCAGUGGCAAGAAUCAUCCAAUGCACAUAAGGAGGCCCAACCCCGUCUUCGAUACAGAUACAUCGGAUGUUGAAUAUCAAUUCUUGCUUGGAACAAUAUCCAUCAAAACUCGGUCAAGUCGUCCUAUAAUGACGAAGACGGAUUCUACGAGCAAUACUCAACAUGAAAUUGAAACGAAAACGUUCAAACUUCAGUUGGUAAAAUGGCUCGCCCCCUUCAAUGUAGAGCUGCAAGCUCUGCGACGCUGGGGCACGUGGACUUAUCAAUUGCGACAUUGGCGAGUGAUAAAUGCCAAUUCCCUCUUAUUCGAGCUGUGCAAGGAUGGGGAUCUGAAAAAUAUUCAACGCCUUCUUGGGGGACGGCUUGCCUCUCCCUUCGACGUGUCUCCGGAAGGCAGAACGGUCUUACAUUAUGCCGCGCGAUCGGGACAUGCGGAACUGGUUUCCUUUUUCUUGCAAUUGGGGGCCGACGCAAAUGCUGAAACCACGAACGGAGAGAGCGCGUUUCAAUAUGCAAUGUGGAGCCCGCGAGGACAAACCCAUCUUGAGUUAGCACGGCUAUUCUCUACAGACUCUAUUAUGGAGAUGCCCUCCAACGGAUCGAAGUUCUGCUUAACACUGGCCAUCACGUUCUUGGCAGCAGGGUCACGAUUAUCGAAAGUCUAA
This is a messenger RNA of Penicillium brasilianum, 807 nucleotides long. The record is from the annotation of a GenBank genome assembly. Lineage: Eukaryota; Fungi; Ascomycota; Eurotiomycetes; Eurotiales; Aspergillaceae.